CCUGUUUGUUAGUGGUCUAAAGCGUCGUGAAUAAGAAAAUGAAAAACAGGAAAAAAAGAAGAUUGGGAAAUUUUAAGUGAAAUUUUGAAAAAAGAAUACGGAUUAUCAGUGAGAGAUCGAGAGGAAAAUACAUUCAUCAAAUUCAAAUAAAGUUAUGAAAUUCGAUAGUUUCGAUGUGAAAGAUGAGAUGCACCUUCUCACCUCGGAUCGUCCUCAGAAGAUUCAUACCAUUUUUCAAAAGCCGUCAACUGUUUUCAUGCUCUCUUCAUCUUCUAAUGACAAAAAACAACUAAAUAUAAAAGAAGGCAAUACAGUUUUUGCCAGAUUAAGGAAAGUCUUCAAACCUAAAAAAUUGAAACAAAAAAUUCGUUCGGCGACAAUCAGUAUUGCAGAAACCACUCGUUCUGAGCAAGAAGAAAUAAAUGUUGGAGCACCACCACCAAUAGACGAGUCCUUUUUCUUCGAAAAUCUUGAAUCCUUAAGAGGUGUGGAAAUUGAUGGAAUUAACAUACUUGAAGAAGUAUGGAAUACAGUGAGCAUUGCAGAAAUGAAAGUACUGACAGAAAUGGAGAAUGGUAACGUACCAGAAAGAGAUGGAAUCCUCUUUCCAGAUUCUGACGAUAGAUUUAGAAGUAUUGCGUUCACCUGGGCUUGUAUUCGCGGAAUAUCACACAUUUUAGCCGGACUUGAAGCCUCUGGAGCAGACAUCAAUAAUGUCCUAUUUCAAAGUGCAUCAGCAGGCAUGUGUGCGGCUUUUGCUAAAGAAAGUUCUUGUCUGGAAUUCCUAGUUGAGAAGGGCGCGAAUUUGAAUUAUGUUAGUCCUCUUUAUGGUCACUGUGCUUUGCACUUAGCUACAGUUGGCCACCGUCUCGAAAAUGCCAAAAUUCUUUUGGAUUUUGGUGGUGACUUGAAUAACGUAUCAAAUAACCCACACAUGAUCCCACUUUUACACUACGCGAUUAAAAUGAAGUCAGAAGAAGUUUCAGAAUUAUUCAUCAGGCGAGGGGCUAACCCCAUAUACAAAAACCUUCGUGGAGAAACUCCCCUUCAUGUGGCAUGUGGUGUCCAAUCUUUGAAAUGUUGUGAACUCUUAUUACAAAAACCAGAAGUUAAUGUAAAUGCUCUGGAUGAAAUCAAUAGGGCUCCUUUGCAUUAUGCCACAAUGGCUACUGAUUUAAAUAUCAAAUUAAUAGAACUCUUACUGAAACAUGGGGCGCUGGUCAAUCAAAUAGACGGAAAAGGAUUUUCACCUCUUCAUCUUGCAGCUUUAGGAGAACAGGCAGAGUGUGUUGAAAUGUUGAUUAUACAUGGCGCGGAUCUAACUGCAACGACAAGCAAAGGAGUGUCAGCCCUGAAUAUUAUUGUGCGAAAAAUACCAGAAUCCCUUGAAGCGUUUAAAAAGAAAAUGGAUUCUUCUAUACUAAUGAAACGCCCAGGUUGUCAAAACAGGGAAUUUGAAAUAAGAUUAGAUUUCACUUCUCUUCUUCCAAGUGACGGCAGACACGAAACUAUUUUUAUCAACUCCUUCGUGAACGAGAAUUUGACAGAUCUUUUACCUCAUCCUCUAGUGAAGGCAUUUAUUUAUCUAAAGUGGGAAAGGAUAAAAAAGUUUUACCUUCUAAAUAUUUUCUUUUACGCACUCAUGCUGAUCUUCAUGAGUACCUAUGUGCUAACCGCUUUAACUUAUGAGUGUUACAAUUUUCAUCAGGAAAAUAAUACCAGCAUUAAUUAUGAUAAUAUUAUUUGUUAUUACUUUGACAAACGACUUGUUCAAUUAGAUUGGUACAUUUGGUUGGCUUUUGUUUGUUUAAUGAUACCAAGAAAAAUUCUGAGUUUUAUGACUUGUGAGAACUAUAAGGAGUAUCUCUGGAAUAUAGAUAAUAUUCUGGACACUAUAGUUAUAAUGAGUGUAUUCGCUACGUCUUUUAUUUAUACAGGAAAAACUUAUCAUUGGCAGAAACAUACUGGUGCUUUUUCUGUUCUUUUUGCUUGGACCAACUUGAUGUUCAUGAUUGGGCAACUGCCAGGAUUUGGGACUUAUGUUGCGAUGUUUACUCACAUUCAAUUUGAAUUUGCAAAACUUUUGUUUGCUUAUUCAGGACUACUGAUUGGAUUUGCUUUGAGCUUUUGUGUGAUUUUUGAUGGAGAACCAUCUUUUGCAAAUCUAUUAACCGGUUUGAUUAAAAUUUUAACGAUGAUGACUGGAGAACUUGACUUUGAGGCACUUACAAGACAUCUGGAAUGGAGUGAGAGUGGUUACAUGCUUGUUAAUCGUCAAUUAUCUAUCUGUUCGCAAAUUCUUUUUAUCCUUUUUGUCAUUUUUAUUGUCUUCAUUUUAAUGAACUUGCUGGUUGGUAUAGCUGUGCACGACAUAAAAGGUCUACGGGAUCAGGCAGGUCUUACCAAACUAAUCCGAACAACGAAAUUGAUUGUCUCCACGGAAAUGGCAGAGCGAAAAAUAAGACUUUCCUCAUUUCUUAAAAGAUUAAUGUCCAAUAAAACAGAUUCUCAAAUUCGAAAACAUAUUCUUCUAGUGAAACCAUUAAAUCCACUAGAAAAGAGGCUUCCUAAAGAAAUUCUUAAAGAAGCCUAUGAAAUUGCUCAGAAAAACAGUCCAAUUCUGGACGAUGAAUAUCCAGAUUGUAACGAUCCUGUUUCUUAUAUCCCAAAAAAGAAAGAAGAGGAUAUAGAUGCUACUUUGGAAACUGCAGUUGAGAAACUUAGUUCGCAGUUGAAAAUCAAAAUUGAUGAACUUUUCGACUUGAAGCACCAGUUAUACGAAAUUAAAAGUGCGUUGGAACAGAUCCUGUUGAAAGUAUCGUAGAGGAAGCGUUUUUCGUAACUCUUCAUUUUUUUAAGGUUAUCUUCUUAUUAAUAUAUACUGGAAUAGAAAAUGAUAUUGAUGACGAGGCGACUAUACAAUUCGGUGGCAUAACUGGAUAAUCGGAUGCGAUUUGCUAGGGUAUGUCAUACAGUCUGCGACGUUUUGUGGAUAGUCAAAUGAUUAAAAAAUGAAAGUUGCCAGACUUUUAAUGUGAGAUUGGCGAACAGGCUAAAGUAAGAAGCCUAUUUAUGACGGUUCCAGAAUGAAGUUAAUCUGAAAAACAGCGUUAAAGAAUUAGAAUUAUGAAAUUAACUGAGAGAUACAGCGUACAAAUAUGUUUAAUAUUUAAUAUCAAAAUAGCCAAAAUACCUAUUUGCACACAUAUGCCGCUUACGGAUAUUGAAAUUAAUGUCCCAUUUGAGGGUUGAAUAAAAAAAUUGUUAUUUUUU
Molecule: messenger RNA, 3273 nt
Organism: Belonocnema kinseyi
Lineage: Eukaryota; Metazoa; Arthropoda; Insecta; Hymenoptera; Cynipidae
Product: transient receptor potential channel pyrexia-like
Exons: 4
Coding region: 155-2824 (889 amino acids)
Biological process (GO): monoatomic ion transport; transmembrane transport
Cellular component (GO): membrane
Molecular function (GO): protein binding; monoatomic ion channel activity
Source: RefSeq, a predicted model, not a curated record